Molecule: messenger RNA, 1404 nt
Organism: Clavispora lusitaniae ATCC 42720
Lineage: Eukaryota; Fungi; Ascomycota; Pichiomycetes; Serinales; Metschnikowiaceae
Gene: FLU1
Product: Flu1p
Biological process (GO): transmembrane transport
Cellular component (GO): plasma membrane
Molecular function (GO): transmembrane transporter activity
Source: RefSeq, a predicted model, not a curated record
AUGGUGGACUUUGACGGUCCCGACGACCCUCUUUUCCCACACAACUGGCCAUUGUGGAAAAAAAUCAUCAUCUGUGGUGCCGUCGGUCUUUCGGCAUUAUCGGUUUCCAUGGGUUCCGCCAUGUUUUCCGAAAGUGCUGAGCAACUUAUGAUGGAGUACAAAAUCGGUUGGGUUGUGGCCACUUUGGGCACUUCGUUGUUCGUUUUUGGUUUUGCAUCGGGUCCUGUGAUUUGGGGCCCUCUUUCCGAGCUUUACGGCCGUAAAACAGUGCUUAUCCCCUCGUGUUUCGGCUACAUCUGUUUCUGUUUUAUGGUGGGUGCCGCUAAGGAUAUUCAAACUAUUAUGAUUUGCCGGUUUUUCGCUGGUUUUGUUGGUGCUGCUCCGCUUGUUGCUGCUCCUGCUGCUAUGGCUGAUAUGUUUAGUGCUACAACCAGAGGUAAUGCCAUGACUAACUUCGCCAUGGUGUUAUUCGGUGGUCCCAUGCUUGCGCCCAUUUGUGGUGGUUUCACGGUGAAGAACUCUCACUUGCGCUGGAGAUUCACCUCCUAUUUUGCAGGUAUGGUUGGUGUUCUUGCUCUUAUUGCUAUAGUGUUCUUUAUGGACGAGACCCACCACGGGUUGAUUUUGUCUCGUAAGGCCGAAAUCUUGAGAAGAAGAACUGGAAACUGGGGUAUCCACGCUGCCCAUGACCAGGUCAGUUUGUCCAUCAAAGAAAUUGUGGAGAAGAACAUUUCCAGACCUAUUGUCAUGUUGUUCACCGAGCCAAUCUUGUUCUUAAUUACGCUUUACAAUGCGUUUAUCUACGGCUUGUUGUACUUAUUUUUGACCGCUAUUCCUUUGAUUUUCGUGGGCGGAUACCACUUCUCUUCUGGCGUGGGAGAAUUACCAUAUUUGGCUAUGCUUAUUGGAGAAGUUAUUGGUGGUAUCCUUAGUAUUUUCAUGGAAAGAAGAUAUGUCCGCGCCGUGGUGGCUAACAAUGGUAAACCAGUUCCAGAAGAAAGAUUGCCUCCUAUGAUUGUUGGUUCCAUUCUUUUUGCCAUUGGUAUUUUCUGGUUAGGUUGGACCGGAAACUAUGCUAGCAAGGUUCAUUGGAUCGUUCCUACCAUUGGCACUGCACCUAUUGGCAUGGGCUUAAUUCUUAUUUUCUUGCCAUGUUUGAACUACAUCAUUGAUUGUUACUUGUUUUUCGCUGCCUCUGCUUUGGCUGGUAACACCUUCUUGAGAUCGGCAUUCGGUGCGGUAUUCCCUCUUUUUGCCAAGCAGAUGUUCACUAACAUGAAAAUCAAAUGGGCCACAACUUUGUUGGGCUUAAUUUCUGUCGUAUUGAUUCCUGUGCCUGUUCUUUUUUACAAGUUCGGCAAGCGAUUGAGACUGAAGUCGAAGUUCGCCUUCGACUUGGACUAA